ACCUCUUCAUGUUGUAUGGUUUUACUUCUUUUGACUCGACGACGGUUAUAUUGUAUCUCUGAAUUAUAUGUACCUAAGUCUACAUAGAUCCUAAGGAAUAUGCAUACAGGAUGGUUGCAAUUGCUCUAUAAAAUAACGCUUCAGAAGCAGUUUGCUCUUUCCUCUCCUCCUGCAUUUGUAUGGAAUCAUUUACACGAAGAGUGCGGGUAACUAAGUCUUUAUCGAUAACUACGCUCACGAAACCGUUCCACUUCUACCUUGGAUAAUUCAGUAAGAUCCAGUAAGAUUCAACAAGAUAAAAAUAAAAACACAAUGCGAGCCACAGCUACCAGAGCACUGCUGCGACAAGGCCGAGCUCGUCCUGAGCUUGGGAGAGUCCACGACAUAUCCCGCCCACGCUGCACCUUAGACACCACCACUACCAUCACUACCAUCACCACCACCACCACCCCGCCAUUCCUUCGCCCAUGCAUCCUCCUCCUACCCCAAUACCCCGCGGGUAGCGGCAACAUUCGUGCCCUGCACACGACCUCGCCCGUGUGGAAGAGCAAAGCGCCCAAGGACAAGACGCGCGAAGACCACAAGAAGCCGGCGUCCGUCGCCCGCGGGGACGCCGAAGCCGACGACCCCAACGGGCCCAAGCACCCGCCCGCGAACCCGGAAACGCCGCUCAACUUCGCAGACGUGGAGUCGCGCAUCCGCCGGCACGACGAGCACCACCGAGAGCUGCUCAAGGAGCUGCGGGCGGGCGGCCGCUUCAACCCCGUCGUAGUCGGGGCGCUGCGCGUGCAGCCGGACCGCAAGGACCCGGCGACGUACCCGCUGCGGGAGCUGGCGCAGGUGAUACCGCGGGGCGGCCGCACCAUCAGCCUGAUCGCGCACGAGGCCGCCUACGUCAAGCCCAUCAUGAGCGCCGUCCAGGCCAGCAGCGACUUCAACCAGCAGCCGCAGCGCGACCCGGACAACGAGCUCGAGCUGAUCCUGAAGAUCGAGCCCGAGACCCGCGACGACCUGCUCAAGCGCGCCAAGGCCGUCUGCAACGAUUGGAGGGACCGCGUCAGGAGCGUCCGCCAGAAACGCGAUAAGCAGCAUGUGACGUGGCGCAAGAACAGCGAGAUUGGUCCUGAUCUCAAGAGAUUGGCGGAUAAGGAGCUGGAUAAGAUUAUUAAGGCUAAGAUGGCGGAGAUUGACGAUUUGGAGAAGGAUGCGAUUAAGAGUCUGCCUGUUUAAGGGGGUUGGUAUACAUCACUUGGUGGUUGCGAUACGCAUGGCCCAUUGAUGACCUGGAGUAAAUAGGGGGGGUACGGCCUCGGCUUGAUCAGCAGAGGUGUGCAUAGGUAUGUAGUCGUAUAGCACAGAUGUAUUAUA
This is a messenger RNA of Daldinia decipiens, 1368 nucleotides long. Its product is annotated as ribosome recycling factor. Gene Ontology annotation, cellular component: mitochondrion. Gene Ontology annotation, biological process: translation. NCBI's taxonomy places the organism in Eukaryota, Fungi, Ascomycota, Sordariomycetes, Xylariales, Hypoxylaceae. The transcript is spliced from 4 exons. Gene Ontology annotation, molecular function: ribosomal large subunit binding. The record is from RefSeq and is a predicted model, not a curated record. The coding region runs from base 313 to 1230 and encodes 305 amino acids.